Solanum verrucosum is the source of this 711-nucleotide messenger RNA. RefSeq names its product ribonuclease 1-like. NCBI's taxonomy places the organism in Eukaryota, Viridiplantae, Streptophyta, Magnoliopsida, Solanales, Solanaceae. Gene Ontology annotation, cellular component: extracellular region. Gene Ontology annotation, biological process: RNA catabolic process. The record is from RefSeq and is a predicted model, not a curated record. Bases 1 to 711 code for a protein of 236 amino acids. The transcript is spliced from 4 exons. Gene Ontology annotation, molecular function: ribonuclease T2 activity; RNA binding.
AUGAAAUCCAUUUACUUUAUUUUAGUCAAUCUCUUUAUCACCCUGUGUAUAUUGUCAUCACAAGUUCAGAGUUUUGAUUUCUUCUACUUUGUUCAGCAGUGGCUACCAGCAUUAUGUGACAAGAAAGCAGCAUGUUGUUACCCAACUACUGGAAAACCAGCACUAGAUUUUGGGAUUCAUGGACUCUGGCCAGUUUACAAUAAUCACACAUUUCCAUCCAACUGUAAUGGGAAUUCUCCUUUUGAUGAAAAUCAAAUCUUGGACUUGAUGAGUGAUAUGCAGAAGGAUUGGCCAACAUUAGCUUGUCCAAAAAACAAUGGAAAAAAGUUUUGGGCCCAUGAAUGGAAUAAACAUGGUACAUGUUCCCUUUCUAUGUUGGACAUGCAUUCAUAUUUCCAAGUUACACUUGCUCUUAAGGUAAAAGUGAAUCUACUUCAAGUUCUCAAGAAUGCAGGAAUUCGACCUGAUGGAAGAUCUUAUGGCAUGAAAGCAAUUAAGGAAGCUAUAAAGAAUGAAAUUGGACAUGAUGUUGUUAUAGAGUGCAACAAUGAUGUGUUUGGGAAUAAUCAACUUUUCCAAGUUUAUAUUUGCGUUGAUAAAACUGGAUCGGACCUUAUUGAGUGCCCGAUGAUACUCAAAAGGAAAUGUGAUGAAAACAUUGUAUUUGCUGACUUCGGAUCUGAUAGUGAGGGAUCUUCCAUUUCUUUAUAA